AUGGAUGAGAAACGAAAAGGAUCUGAUGAGCUUGAUUUGGAUUUGUGCUUAAAAACUCCAACUCAAGAUGAACCAAUUAAUAAGAUUCCAACCCUGAAAGAAGCAAUGAAUAAUGAACUCAAAUAUGGUCAAGUAGACCCAAAUGUGGAUUUGAAGAAGCUAAAAAGGAUAAUGUCAAAUAGGCUGUCAGCACAAAGAUCCAGGAUCAAAAAGAUUGAAUACACAGCCGAAUUGGAAAAGAAAGUCAAAGAUCUACAGGACACCAUAGCUUGGGCGGGAUCAGAAAUAGAAAAUAUGAAAGACAAUAAAAAGAAAUUGCUGAUGGAGAAUGAUAUGUUGCAAGCACAAUUGGAUAGCGUCACUGCCAAAUCUAAUUUACACACUGUACAAACUGAAGAGUUGAAACUUGAAUUGAAGAGGCUUAAGGAACUUGCAAAGGCUCGGGAGAUUGAGAGACAAAGUUUCAACUUUUAUGAGUCAGAAUCAACUGCAGAAAUAGACAUUGACCAGUAUCUCAAUUUUGAUGCCAUGGACUUUUAUCCACCCAUGAAUGAUGACAUGUGA
This is a messenger RNA of Solanum dulcamara, 564 nucleotides long. RefSeq names its product transcription factor VIP1-like. The coding region runs from base 1 to 564 and encodes 187 amino acids. Gene Ontology annotation, cellular component: nucleus. The record is from RefSeq and is a predicted model, not a curated record. NCBI's taxonomy places the organism in Eukaryota, Viridiplantae, Streptophyta, Magnoliopsida, Solanales, Solanaceae. Gene Ontology annotation, molecular function: DNA-binding transcription factor activity; DNA binding. Gene Ontology annotation, biological process: positive regulation of DNA-templated transcription. The transcript is spliced from 4 exons.